Meleagris gallopavo (turkey) is the source of this 5187-nucleotide messenger RNA. RefSeq lists its product as uncharacterized. Gene Ontology annotation, cellular component: nucleoplasm. Lineage: Eukaryota; Metazoa; Chordata; Aves; Galliformes; Phasianidae. Gene Ontology annotation, molecular function: DNA-binding transcription repressor activity, RNA polymerase II-specific; RNA polymerase II cis-regulatory region sequence-specific DNA binding; protein binding. The record is from RefSeq and is a predicted model, not a curated record. Gene Ontology annotation, biological process: regulation of transcription by RNA polymerase II.
UGGCCAGUAGCCUGCUAAUUACAGGAUCCAGGUUCAAAUUUGUGUAAUAAAAGCACAGAAAAUAAAGGUAAACAGCAUGAUAAGUCCCAGUGAUGCUGGCCUCAUAGCGAGAUCAUAAAUUGCAGAAUUUGUUUUACUACAAGGAAUUACAAUCACCAUCCAACAUUCUUGCAAGCUAAAGAUUAAAACUUCCACUUGAGCUCACAUAAUAGUUUCCACAAGGAAUUUAUCUGCGAUUUGUACUGGAAACAAGACCUGUGUGUUUUAAGUAGUUGGCAGCCCACAGAGUGAACCUGUCACAUCCAUCAGCUAUUUAAAAUCAAUUCACAUGAUAAAGGACAGCUUGUGGAGUGCCUUUCCAGCUGACCACGUUGGGUUAUGGACAAGAAGCAGUCUUGUCUUGUGGGAACAAUGGCUGCAGGAGAUGUAAGCCCCCUCCGAAGACCAGGUUUACCCCACAAAAGCCUAUGUCCUUAAAUUAGAUGUACAGUCACUAUAAAUCUAAUCGCUAGAAGUAAUCAACCAAUAUCCAUACUGAGAGAUGUGGAGGCCUGGAUCUAGCUGUUGGAGAAAACUACAUUGUGAGAUAAGACAUUUAUUGAUGCUGAGGAACAACAAUGUGAGGAGCCAUUGCAACAUAAGCAAUUUAACUAUACCCUAUCUGAGAUUUCUGAGUAAAAACAGGAAUUCUUAGGACACAGAACUACUCGACAAAGACACAUUAGCGUGGCAUCUUCUGCAGCCUGUCUAAGGCUGUGUUCUCUAUAACUCAGUGAGAUGCAUAGAUGGGUCCUCCUCCAGCCCUGCUGGUGCCCAGACAGUAUCAGGCAACCCAGAGCCCUUUGCAAGCCCAUGGGCCAUUUCAAAAUCAACCACAAAGACCAUUCUCUUAGUCACCGGUUUUCAGUUUCAGGUGGUUUCCCUGUUUAAUGGCUCUGGCACUAAUAGAUUUCAAUGGCAGAUGCAAGUCUUUGGGAUGCAUUUUGAGCAAGAACCGUGAAACACUUCAUUUUGCAGAUAGGAAAACAGACUGGUUUUAAGUCAACUGGAUGUUUUUUUCUGUGUUUUGAAAGUAGUUGAGCAAAACUUUCUUACAUUAAUGCAUUUUUUCAACCAGCUCUUCCUAGAGAAGACAUUAGAAAAACAAAGUCCUCACAGAAGCUGUUAAUUUUAUUGUCAUCCAGCCUGGCAAUGCAGAGAGACAGUAAAGCCCCAGAAACAGGCAAACAAAGUCCUGGCUUCCAGCUUGGAUCUGUUUGCAGAUCUGAGGCCCUGCAACCCGAUCUUCUGGAAGAUAUCAGCAAAUCCGGCUCGCUUUCUCAUGGGAAAAAAAAAGCAUUUUCACACAACUUGCACAAACGCACUGCCCUGAGAUCUGAGAUUUUCUUUUUGAGGGUCAAAAAACAUCUUACAGCUGUGUAUUUCCUCACCUCCCUGUCGUCUCCCCCUAGUAAGAGAAAUCAUCUAUAUGACUCUCGCAAAGCAGCCUGUCUCCAGACCAACAGAACCCCUCUCUGGGUAACAUCAUGGCUGCAUUGCUGCAGGCAAGCAGCUCUGGGGCAUAGGACAGGGCUGGCCUGGGGGCUGCGGGCAUGCAGGAGGGCCGCCCGCCGUGCCUCUCCUCAGCGGGCAGCUGAGCCUGCAGCACGGGUUCUUCGCCCAGAAAGCCUGGCUUGGUUUUGUUUUUGUUAUCCUUCCAACCUUUCCUCUCUCUGCCCAGCAGCCCUUUCCCUCACUGUAAGAACAGAGGCCAAAAACGGGCCUCGGAAGCGAGCAGUAGCGGGCAAACCCCCGCACCCAAGAUGGCCGCCCGCUCCCUCACUCAAGAUGGCAGAAAGGCUGAGCGGCUGCGGGGACGAAGCCGAGGGUGGCCAUGUUGUUUUCGGGCAGGCGGGCAGGACCAUUGCGGCGGAGCAGCGGGAGAAAGGUGGUUUCUCCCAGAGGCGGUGCGAGAGGAGCGCGGCAGCCGCGACCCACGCGUGGGGCACGGUGUGGUGUGGGUGUUGUCGCUGCUCUGACAGCUUGCUAGACCCGGUGUGGGAAUUGAUUUUCCAGGUGAUUAAUGCAGGUCUGAUUGCUUAUUUGAAGGGGAGUGAAACAGAAUCAAAAUUGAUUGAGGUCCAGAGAUUUCUGCCCUGCUUUGGAUGAGGGGCUGCCUGUCACAGAUGGAGAAGAAGAAAAUUCUAAUGAAAUCCAAGGUUGCAGCUCCUAAUCUCCUGAGGGCACUUCAUUCUCUGUAUCAGUUUGGUCAUCUCUGUGACGUGACAGUGCACACGCAGCAUCUAGGAAUUCAAGAGGAGUUUCUGGUUCACAAAGCUGUCUUGGCAGCUUCCAGCAACUAUUUUAAGGGGCUUUUCCUGCAUGAUGAGAUGCUGGACACCAAGAAUUGCACAGUGACUCUGCAAGACAUUUACACAGAAGAGUUCACCUCCUUUCUGGAAUUCGUCUAUACUGCAGAAGUAGAGAUUGAAGCAGGAAAACUGCAACGAAUGAAAGAAAUAGCAGAAAGGCUUGAGUGCAAGGACUUGCUCGACAUUUGUGAAGAAGUGAGAGCAGAGGGAAAGAAGGGUUUAGAUUUGAGCCUCCAUCUGAAAGGUCAGCUGUGUGAAAAUGGUGUGCCACAGUGGCCUCGCAUCCAGCAAGAGGAGGACUGCAAACUGAGUAGCUGUUCCCAAGCAGUGGCAGUACCCAUGCAGAGGAAACUCUGGGAGAGGCAAAAGCGUAACAAGUUGCUGGCUGGUUAUGAACUCAUUGGAGGCCAACCAGCAAAUCUGGAGCAAGAGGGCACUGCUUUUCCACAAGAAAAAUCUAGGACAGCAAAGCUACCCAAAUGUGACAGAACAGAUAACAGAGGCAGACUUGGCAUGGAUGUCAUUAGUCUGGAGCAGAGGAAUACUCAUUCUCCCGUGAGUCAGACUGGGUCAAAGGAAGCCUGUGUAGUAGUUAGGGAUAUGCUGUCUGAGCAGUGGGAAGGUGGAAACAGUUUAAUUUCUGAUCUUAGCAGUAAAACCAAGCGUAGGAGAUCACUGCGGCGUGUGGCAAAAGUCUUGCCAGAGAUUGCAUGUGAGAAGUGCAAUGAAUCAUUCCACGUUAUCAAGCAGUACCAGUUGCAUAUGGAGCUCAAGCAUGGUGUUAAUCUGUCUGUCAAGUACAGCUGCAACAUGUGCGAGCAGCUCUUCUCCAGCCACCAGAACCUGAAGCAGCAUUGCCUCACUGUUCACAGUGCUGAACGGGGCUUCUCUUGCAUGUUUUGUGACAAGAGGUUUAAGCAUCAGAAGGACAGAAAUGAUCAUAUCCAGAGGGUGCACGAGAAGCAGAGGGAUCCGCAGGCAUGCCCGUACUGCGACAAGGUCAUCAGCUCCAAGUGUGGCCUGACAGUUCACAUCCGAACACACACAGGAGAGAAACCUUAUAAAUGUGAGCGCUGCCCUGCCAGCUUUGCUCAGAGGUCUGCUUACAAGACUCAUGUAAGAAAAAUCCAUGAAUCUGGGCAAGAGAGGAAACUUAUGCCAGUUUACUGGAUGGUAGUUCCACCUACUCACAGACCAAAUGCAGCGAGCUGUGACAAAGAUAGCGAUAGGGAGAUAUGGGAUGGGAUGCCAGAGGCUGUGCUAGAAAGGGGUGCAAUGCACAAAGAGUCUGCAAGUCGUGAGGAAGAGCCUGCAAGGCCAGCUGUUACACAGGCAGACUGUAGUGAACUGCAAGAAGAACGGAAGGAGAAACGUGCAGAAGCUCAAAGAGGAAUGGAAACACUGAGUGAAGAAGGGAAUGAAGCUGAAGGUGGGAAAAGUGUGAAGGGAGAGGAAGAGGGAGAUUUUGAAGCAGAGUAUUCAGAUGUUGAAGAUACUAGAGAUAAUGAUGAAGCCUUUACUGAGGAAGAUGAUGAGGAUGAUGAGUGCUCCAAUGAAAAAGCUGCUGAAGAACGUGAAUCAGCUGAAGAAUUUAAAGUAAAGAAGGUAAAUAAAAGUGGGGUGAAUAAGAAAUCCACCUAUGUAAUAAGAUGCAAUAAGUGUAACGAGCAGUUUGUUUCCCGGAAAAAGUAUGUGGAUCACUGCAGAGAUAUCCACCAGUGCUUGCCUGGGAAAGUUUAUCAGUGUGACAUCUGCAGCAAGUCGUUUGCUAGUUACAACAGCUGGAAGGAGCACCGAGCAUGCGUCCACACUGAUGAAAGGCAGUUUGCCUGCAGCCUUUGCAGUGCUACUUUUAAAAGAAAGAGAGAUGUGAGGACACAUUAUGUGCGGAAGCAUGAAGGCAGAGUCAAACGCCCUCUCUGCUCUGUCUGUGGGAAGAUCCUCAGCUCCCGAACAGCGCUAGUGUUUCACAUGCGGACACAUACAGGAGAAAAACCUUAUGAAUGUGGCAUUUGUCAUUCAAAAUUUGCUCAGCCAUCACAGCUUAAGAUCCAUACCAGAUCCCAUACAGGGGAAAAACCAUAUGUUUGUGAGGACUGUGGUGCUUGCUUUGCUGAUAAAGGCAAACUCACUGGCCACAAAAGGACACACACAGGUGAGCGUCUCUUUAAGUGUGAUGUGUGUGGAAAACAUUUUGCCACCAAUGAAUAUUUAAAAUGCCAUAAACGAUGCCACAUGGGUGCUAAGCCGUACAAGUGCGAGGUUUGUGGGAAGACGUUUGGAUUGAGAGCCUCACUAGCUCAGCACAGUAAUGUCCACGCAGAGACCCGUCCGUAUUUCUGUGAACAGUGUGGAAAAACAUUCACCCAGCAGGGCGCUCUCCGGCGCCAUCAGCGUAUUCACACUGGGGAGAAGCCCUACAAGUGCAGAGCAUGUGAGAGAAGUUUCACAGACAUGUCCACCCUGCGGAGACACGUGUCGAUUCAUGACCGAAACGCUCACUGGAGAAGCUUCUUAAUAGAUCUCACAACCAAAAAAAACCACAACUGGUCCAAAAUAGAGACAUUCUCGGGAGCCUGUAUGGGCGAAGACUCGGUACCAGAAAUUUGGUCAGUUGACCGAGGUAAACUUUAUAAACCAGAGAGCGUCGUUCUUAAACAAGUACAGCAUGUGCCACCUAGCGUUAGCAGCACAGAAGGCACCGACCGCCCCGUCCUGUGCCUGUAACGCCCGUGUCACCGGGAAGCCGUGCGGGCAGGAAGGCUUCACGAGGCGUGCUGCAGGUAUUUGGGCCGGGUAGGUUUUAGCUCUGCGUACAGCUUCAUUUUUAUUUUUA